This is a messenger RNA of Balaenoptera ricei (Rice's whale), 1767 nucleotides long. It is a transcript of the gene RPP25L, whose product is annotated as ribonuclease P/MRP subunit p25 like. NCBI's taxonomy places the organism in Eukaryota, Metazoa, Chordata, Mammalia, Artiodactyla, Balaenopteridae. Gene Ontology annotation, molecular function: RNA binding. Gene Ontology annotation, cellular component: ribonuclease MRP complex. The coding region runs from base 983 to 1474 and encodes 163 amino acids. The transcript has 2 exons. Gene Ontology annotation, biological process: tRNA 5'-leader removal. The record is from RefSeq and is a predicted model, not a curated record.
CACUCCACCAAGUGUUUGCUGCCCCCGUGUGGUCUCAGGGACUGCUGUGGCUCCAGGCCCCUUUCCAUCUGGCCUGCCCACCGGCCCACCGGCACGGUCUCAUUGGCAUCUCAAACUCAGCACGUCUGAAACUGGGAGUCAUCCUAGACUCUUCCCUCCUUCUUCGUCCGAACAGUCGUCAAAUCUACCUCCUGGUACCGUCCAACUUAAUCUACUUUUCCCCAUUCCCACUGCUGUUUCUCUGGUUCAUUCUUUCAACAAAUGAUUUAUAACAAAUAUUUGAGCGCUUAUUAUACGCGGAGCAAGGUACGAAUCUCCGUGGACAUGCCCCCGGGACUUUGCGGGCAGGAGUCACCAGCGGUUGCGGCCCGCCCCCGCCCGUGCUGCAGCCACAGUGCGCUGUGCACACGAACUGGUUUGACUUGCGCCUGACGAAAACCCCCCCGUGGUUCGCCAGUGCCCACGGGGUGAGGUCCUAGCUCAGAACUCGCUGGUCAAGGCUCUCGCCCUCGCAGCAGCGGCCACUUCAAACGGCACCUCUUGCUCUUGUCCAAAGCGAAAGCCGCUGCUCCGCCUUUGCUGCUUCGGUGCGCUCAACGGGUAACGCCCGCCCUGUCAUCUUCUAAGGGCCAAAUCCUCCGCAUCCUUCGGACGCGGGACUCCUCCAACGGCCGCUCCUCUCCUCCGCAGGGCUCUCUCCGCCCCAACAGGAGUGCUCCUCGCCCGGGGCUGAACGGCUGAGACAGCCCGAGCGCUCCGGGUCUGCGCGUCCUGGCCCAGCUCACUCUCCGGCGUCCCCCCACCUCUCGGUUUGCGGGUGGAGGCGCUGGGGGUCCCCGCCCCCUCAGGCCCCGCCCCGUCCGGCGUGCGCGGCCUCGCGGCCUCGGCGCGCUCCCGGGCGGCACCAUCUUGGCUUCGGAUCGAGCUCGAGGAGUGUUCUGCCGUGGUGUGGGUAGCAGGACUCAGACACGACAGCAGCCGGAUGGAGCACUACCGGAAAGCUGGCUCUGUGGAACUCCCAGCACCUUCCCCGAUGCCCCAGCUACCGCCUGAUACCCUGGAGAUGCGGGUCCGAGAUGGCAGCAAAAUCCGCAACCUGCUGGGCCUGGCGCUGGGGCGGUUGGAGGGCGGCAGUGCUCGGCAUGUGGUGUUCUCAGGUUCUGGCCGGGCUGCAGGCAAGGCUGUCAGCUGUGCUGAGAUUGUCAAGCGGCGGGUGCCAGGCCUGCACCAGCUUACCAAGCUGCGCUUCCUACAGACCGAGGACAGCUGGGUGCCAGCCUCACCCGACGCAGGCCUAGAUCCCCUCACGGUACGCCGCCAUGUGCCUGCGGUAUGGGUACUGCUCAGCCGAGAUCCACUGGACCCCAAUGAGUGUGGCUACCAGCCCCCAGGGGCACCCCCUGGCUUGGGCCCCACACCUACCUCCAGCUCUGGCCCCCGACCCCGAAGAAGGGCUCGAGACACCCGGUUUUGAAGACUUGCUGGCAAGCUGUUCUCCAGGCCUGAAUGUCUAGGAUGGCUGGGCCUUCUUUGAGAAGCCUCUGUAACUGCUCAACACCCCCAACAAGACUUGAGUCUACGGAAGUGGGCCUCCCUGUCCUGCUUCCACUUCCCUCUGGCUUGUGGAAAGGGACUGCUAUGAAGAGUGACAGGUGUGGAGUCUCUGCCGGGUUCUGGAUUGCCUUCUACCUACAGUGCCUCUGAUCUACUUCCUGACAGAGGUCGAAGGAGUGGGUUAGGAAAUAAAGGUUCUGCCCAUUCGUCUGA